Molecule: messenger RNA, 1659 nt
Organism: Hydatigera taeniaeformis
Lineage: Eukaryota; Metazoa; Platyhelminthes; Cestoda; Cyclophyllidea; Taeniidae
Source: the annotation of a GenBank genome assembly
AUUUCAGCAUCGAGAGGGGUAGGAAAAGUGGUGGAAGAGGAGGAGGAGGAGGAGGAGGCCUACGUGGAACAGCGGAGUGACAUUGACAUGGAGUCCUCUGGCGAGUACGAGCGAGAGGAGGUGGCAGUGCUAGUCGAAAGAGAACGCACUGGAGACACGAAACGAGCCCUUGAAGAUGUCCGUACAAAGGUAAUGAGUACGAUGGCGGAAAAGGAGGGCUGCAUUACAAACGUCAACGGCGUUUUGGUGUACACUUCCUUCACCUCCGAAUAUCGCAGUCUCUUCCAAUCGAAUGAGGAUGACCUGAAGACUUUCGUGAGACAACUUUUGCACCAAGCGCAUAAUGAAAAUUUUGAUCAGAUAAUUUUUUUGGUGGGAAAACGUCAAGAACCGACGUUUCGAUUGUGCCAGGUUAUUUGUGAAGAGGCGUCGCACCUCCUUGCCACAACGAAAGAGUUGAUCCACAACGUUCUUCUGAUUGCCGAGAAGCUGGUUGGUCGACAGGAGUUGACUUUGCGUGGCAUUGAGUUCCUCUUCUCACGGGACUGCAGAUUGGUUGAUGUCUCCGCCAUAGCAUUACUCAGUACCUGCACCUCGACCUCCCUCCUGUUUGAAAACCCCCUUCUGUGUGCUCUCAACUUCUACAUCAAUCCAAGAUUGAAAUCUCUAUCGUCCUCCUCCAAAGAUCUUUCGGAAAUUGUUCAAUUCCAGCUGCUCAUCAUGUCGGCUGGCUUUACCCCUCAGGAAAUCAUUAGUCUGUACAGACUACUGCUUUCAAUCGCUGCAAUUCGAACUCUAAAAUACUUGAAUUCCGGAUGCUCCACUCAUUGUGGGCGGCUUCAAACUCUCCCAGAAGAUAUCUAUGCAAGCAUUCAAAAGCACAUACUUCGGGGCGAAUCAUUCAAAUCGCCUCCACUAUCAUCUUUUACGGCAAAUGAUGUUGCACAUCUGAUUGGGGUUGAUGAAAAGGCCUUCAACAAUUUGAUGUUUUCAAAAAGCACAUGGGAGGAGCCAACUAGAAGAGGUCUCAUUUCAAGGCAGUUCUGGCGCUACCUCCACCUUCGAAGAAGGCGAAUGUUUCCUUCCUCCAUCACGGCUUUCUCUCAAAACGACUCAGGAUUCUUUGAAGACUUUACUAGCUGUCGCAAGCGAAAUAGAUGGAUGUGGAACCAAAAGCAACCUACUCGAAAUCAAAGACACUACUUCAAAAGACGGCCAAGUAAAACGAAUCCACUUGGGAUACACCACCUUCAGUAUCAGAAGCAUGUGUUCCUUCCGAAGCACCAUGGGAGACCUAAGCCCAAUCGAACAGUGGUGGAAGUUCUUUGCAGGCGACUUCACGUACUCUGUGUUUCCAUGGUGUUCAAUAAGCUGAAUUCCCUACUGCGUGCUUCUCUGAAUAAGGAGUUCUCGGGGAGGGGAAUACGAGUAAAGGUGUACAAUCUCAUACCCUCCUCGAAAUCGCUCGUUUCGAAUGCACUUUUGGAUUUGCUUCAUGCGAGAUUCAUGAAGACGAAGAGGGAAUCGAGCGAUUCAUCUCCACAGGCUCCUCACAUGCGCCAGUGGAGCUCCAUCGCACUACCACCAGAAACAAGUGACCUUCCACUGGUAGCAGUGGAGGCGGUCUACACUGCCCAAGUAGACUUCAACAACCACUGA